Messenger RNA from Eleginops maclovinus (Patagonian blennie), 3376 nucleotides. RefSeq names its product SPT2 chromatin protein domain containing 1 (gene spty2d1). NCBI's taxonomy places the organism in Eukaryota, Metazoa, Chordata, Actinopteri, Perciformes, Eleginopidae. The record is from RefSeq and is a predicted model, not a curated record. The transcript is spliced from 6 exons. Gene Ontology annotation, biological process: transcription by RNA polymerase I; adhesion of symbiont to host cell; nucleosome assembly. Gene Ontology annotation, molecular function: histone binding; DNA binding. Gene Ontology annotation, cellular component: nucleolus; membrane. The coding region runs from base 489 to 2663 and encodes 724 amino acids.
CUCUCACUUCCUUCGAAUCAUCUUUGGACCUUUAAUCUUCUGUCUUUAGCACCCUUAGUCUCUACCUACCAACACGCGUGGUUACGUUAUCGCUGAGUUUCUAGUGCUUUUCUAUCUUUAGGCUUUAUUCGUAUGACUAUGUUGAUGGAUUUUGCUGGGUUGUAUCAGUUUAAAAGUUCGUCUUUUGCUGGUUUGCUAACGUUAGUUAACGUCAGUAAACGGAUGGUUAGCUAACGCUAACUUCGCUAGCUUGAUUGAAUGUAGUGAAAUAUCGCUAACGGUUUGAUAUACAGUAUUUAUGUCCACGGAGUGUGUUUGAAAUAGUGUUAUUUUUUAUAGCUAUUGAGGUGUCGUUUGGUAACGCUGUAUCUCGAGCGAGUUUGCCUGGUUUGGAAGCUAAGCGCUAGCAUUAGCUUUAGCAAUCAACACUCCUGGUUGAUUCCUUGAUUCGUGUCAAACAGCCUGCUUCACCACUCGCAGUCUAAAAGAUGGACUUUGAUAAUAUAUUAGAUCUCGCCUCUCAGAACCAAGGCCUCAGCAGUGUCCAGAAAAGAUACAGUUUACAAACUGGACCACCGAAAAAGGUCCCAAAGUCGAGAGGUGUAAAUCCCAGUGCUGUGCAGGCACUUCUGAAGAAGCAAACCAUUGAUCACAAAAAGAAAGAAAUUCAAAUGAAGAAAAAGAAGGAGGAACUACUAAAGAAGAGGGUUGAGAUGAAGUCGGACCGUAAAGCCCGGGCCAUGGCUUCCAGGACCAAAGACAAUUUCAGAGGCUACAAUGGUGUCCCAGUGGUAGAAUUGCCUAAGAAGAGGAGAUCAAAACAAGAAAUGCAGGAUGAAAGAUCAACGAAUGAGGAAAGAUUUAUGAACAACUCCAUUGACCCAGAAGAUGAGGAUAAUUAUGAGUACGAGCCUUCAGAUUCGGAUUCGGAGAAGGAGCCAGAACCACGAAGACCUGGGAAAACCCCAGGGUAUAUUGGUAGUAGCAGUAGUAGUAGUAGCAAGCAAUCCUCCAAAAAGCCUGCUCCACCUCCCUUGAACUUUGCAGAGCUACUCAAAUUGGCGGAGAAGAAGCAGUUUGAGCCAGUUGAGGUUAAAACUAAGGUAGUCAAAAAAGAUGACAGGCUUCGAACUGCGGAAGAGAUAAGGGAACUGGAGAUGGAGCGCAAGGUUAAGAGAAUGGACAGAGACACAAAGACGGAGAGAGAAAGAGACAGCAGAUCUCAAUCUAGCUCUAGUUCAAUGAGAAAACACACUUCUGAGAAGGAGCAGAAGAACGGUAAACCACAAAAGAACUCCUCAGUAAAGCCAAGUUUCCCCAGUGGCUCAGUGAAGAAAUUGCAUCCAACAACUUCUAGUGAUAGAGGCCACUCUUCUUCUAAGCCUCCUGUUAGUGAUAGAGAAAGAGAUCGAUCCAAGAUGUCUAACAGUGAUAGAGACAGAUCCAAGGCAUCCUUUUCAAGUUCUUCUGGUGCCACUAAAAGUAAAGUUCCUUCAAAAGGCUCAUCAUCUCAGGUUUCAACCAAACAAGGGGGGCUCAAGCCCUCAUCCAGCCACAAAUCAAGUGCCUCAAGUGACCUUAUCCCCAAAAAAGAAAGCUCAUCAAGACCCUCAGGCAUUCCUGGGACCAGGGCUCCUGGUUCAUCUACAACAGGCCAAAGAUCUCAACAUGGGAGCUCCCAACAGAACAGGCCCAGUCAGGGUGGCUCACUGAAGCAAGGACCUGUAGCCGGAGGAAACAGGUCUGGAAAGGGAGAACCUCUUAGGCCUGGAAUUAAUUCAGCUGGAAAGUCAAAUGGUAAUUCAGGGAUGAGACCUUCUUCAGGAGGCCCUCCUAAGGCUGGGGGCCAGCCCCAAUCAAGGCCUGGAGGCACACUCCAGGCAAAAGCUGGUGGUGUCCCACAGGCCAGGCCUGGUGGGAUUGGCCCACAUGGUCCCCCUAGAGGAGGUGGAACCCGACCACCAGGAAUGGGGCCUGCUCGUCCUGGCAGUGGAGGACCAGUACCUGGACGGCCCUCUGGCCGUGGAGGAUCAGUUCCUGGACGGCCCUCUGGCAGCAUUGUAUCUAGUCCUGGAAAACCCCAGUGCACUGUGGUGUCAGAGACCAUUUCAUCCAAGAAUUUUGGAGGGCCCAAACCAGGAGUCCCUCCUCGACCAGGCAUGCAGCAGAGGCCCGGGAUGCAACAACGGCCCGGGAUGCAACAACGGCCCGGGAUGCAACAACGGCCCGGGAUGCAACAACGGCCCGGGAUGCAGCAGAGACCUGGUAUGCAGCAGAGACCCGGGAUGCAGCAGAGACCCGGGAUGCAGCAGAGACCCGGGAUGAACAGACCACCAGGCCAAAUGUUACCACCAAUCACCUCUGCGUACAAGAGGAAAUUCGAAGAUGACGAAGACGAGUAUGACUCAGAAAUGGAAGAUUUUAUUGACGAGGGGGAGGAAGAACAAGACAUUUCCAGGCAUAUUAGAGAAAUCUUUGGAUAUGAUAAAAACAAAUACAAGGAUGAGAGUGACUAUGCACUUACAUUCAUGGAAAGCAGCUGGAAAGAUAUGCAGAAAGAGGAAGCCAGGAGCCUGCGAAUGGCGGUGAAGGAAGAUCAGGAGGAGGAGGAAAGAGAACUACAAGAGCUGAAAAGGCAAACUGCCAAGAGGAAAAAAAAAUGAAUUCUCUUUUUUCGUUGAGAGGAAUAAAAAACUAAAAAGCUGUGUCUCGUGAGAGGUCUGCCAUGAGGCCCAGUGACUGUGCCCACCUUGGCCUCUGUUGGACAAAACUUUGGAGUGACACGUGGCAUUGGCUCUGAGAAAAAGAGAUGACUGUUAGUCAAAAUAUGCACAAAUCAGUCAGGCAUUACCCUGCGAAAAAGUUCUCAUAUAUUCCCUGUUUUAUUAUUUAUUGCCCCCACUGAGUGACGGGUUUACACGGUCAACAGUCUCAAAUUUCUUAAAAGGAACUGAGUACUAUAAAUAUGGAAGAAUGUGAUUUAUUUUAGACAAACGAUAAGAUACAGGUGUUGAUAAAAUGAUAUUUUUCAGCAGAAGUUGCAUAUUUUUGCAAAUCAAAUUAUGAUUGUAAAGUUAUUUGAAUAUGCAGCAAAAACACUCUACCACUUGAUGUGUUCUGUGUUUCUCUUUAAAGUGUGUUUAGAGAAAUCAUGGCUUAAAGUUUUUUUUUUUAAUUGUUUAGCUUUUAUGUUAAUGUUUUCUCAGAGUUUGACAAUCCUAGUAAUAUAUAUACAGAACUUUGGUUCCACUACAAAUGUCAUUUGUAGAAAAUGGUAUGAAUUUUGGUUAAAGCAAUGAAAUAUUCUUUUGCCAUAUAUUGUGUGGAAACGUGUUUUUUCAAUAUAUGAAAUUUGUUAAAUGAAAUGUCACAUCUU